UACAGUCCGACCGGCAGCGAUGUACAUCUAUCCACGUCACUUCGUUACAUUUUCGAUAACAGAUCCUGUCAUGUUGAACACAGAAUCUAUAUACAAACCUGUUGCGUGUUCCGCUGAAUAGUCAGAUCACGUGACCGAGUUGUCAACGUACGUGUCGGAGGAAGAUGAACGCUGCAUGGUGACAAAACGCGGAUAUGUGCACCAAGUCGACGUCGUCCUGGGGCUGAAAACACUUCUAACGUAUGAACUAGACAGUGACGAUGCGUCAUGAUUGGCAGUAAUACAACACUGGGGAACUGAUCAGGACCUUAUCGGCAUCUGUAGACAGGAUACCAGUUGACCAAGCAAUACACAAGUGGCAAUGGCCAUGGCAUCGCCUCAAGAGGAGGACCCCCUGACAGAGGAUCUCAACUGCCCAAUAUGUCUGGAACUCCUGAACGAACCAGUGACACUCUAUAACUGUUUCCACUCGUUCUGUAGACGGUGUCUUCAGCAGUCGAUUCUGGGGGCUCGGGAGACGUACAGGAAUCCUUACGCAUGUCCCCAAUGUCGCCGUCGUUUCGUCCCCAGUGACGGCGACAAGGUGAACCACCACCUGCAGAACAUCGUCAACAGUCACCGGAAGGCGCAGGAAAGAAUAGCGGAAAUACGUCAGUACGAAAUGCAAGAUUUGAAGUCACAGUCACGUGGUGGAGCGGUUGCUGCUGCUGAAACAACUGAGAAGCCAUCGAAGGUUGAAUUUGAUCACCUCACAUCCUUCCUGUCGACAGUGGACACGAAGCUGCAGUCUCUGCUGACCGCCCUUGACCAGUCCAGUAUUAAUGCAGGAGGAAUGCGAAAGGGGGUAUCAGAUAAGUCAUCAGAACAUUCCACCAUUGUGUCCGAACGAGUACAAGACCAUCCUCGGCCAUCGGUGGAAGAAGUCAACAGGACACAACCACCCAAUACACAAGAACACCACAUCGAUUGUGACUUUGAAGCAGAAUCAGUUGGCGAGUUCCUGGAGCGAUCUUUGUCAGGGCGACCGGUCAGAGUGAGAUGGGACCUCCUGUACACGGAGACAGAUGACGUUUUGUGCUAGUCACGUGAGAAGCUUGUUCAGACCGGAAGUUGCGUGACGUCACGACCAAAGAAUGCACAACAUUUAUCCGGAACUAAAGGCCACACCUGCAAAUGCAUUAUCGGGAGAAGGCGAUGCAUCGUGACUCCUCAAUAUAUUCAAACCAAAAAGCCGGAGGCCUGGGUUCGAUUCCUGACGUGGGAACAAUGCGUGAGGCCCAUUUCCGGUGUCCCCGUCGAGAUAUUGUUGGGGUAUAGCUAAAAGCAUAAACCUUAUUCACUCACACUCAGAUAUUCAGAAAUGUGAUACUUUUUACUCAUAUACACUUUCCAUUCCAUUGUAUUAUAUUUUGAAUCGAAUCUCUGCAGGGAAUCAGGGUUAUAACAGGUCCCCAGCAACCUAUGCUGGUCGUUAUAUAUUCAAGAGGCCACUGGAUGGAUUGGAGGUCAGGCAGCGUGACUUGGGUGAUUGCGUGUCAUCGUACCCCGAUGGAAUGGAUCGUUGCUCACAAUAUCGAUCACUGGUCUGGCUGGUCAAUUAUUUACAGUCCGCCGCCAUAGAGCUGAAAUAUUGCUGAGCGUUAAA
Messenger RNA from Haliotis rufescens (red abalone), 1645 nucleotides. RefSeq names its product putative E3 ubiquitin-protein ligase RING1b. The record is from RefSeq and is a predicted model, not a curated record. Gene Ontology annotation, biological process: protein monoubiquitination; DNA damage tolerance. Bases 362 to 1081 code for a protein of 239 amino acids. NCBI's taxonomy places the organism in Eukaryota, Metazoa, Mollusca, Gastropoda, Lepetellida, Haliotidae. Gene Ontology annotation, molecular function: ubiquitin protein ligase activity; single-stranded DNA binding. The transcript is spliced from 6 exons.